AGGACGAUAACUUGCGGAGUUGUAGCCACUCGCUGCAGCCUCGUUGGAGGGAACAGUAGGUCAGAGAGAGUCGCGAAGGGCUUCAGUGUCGGGGGGUGCUGAUCCAGUUUACGCUUCACUUUCUUACCAGCUCACCGCGAAGUCAGAGCAGAGGAUCCGUGGGUCUGUGGGAUAAGACGGCUUCCACCUUUCCUCUCCCCCGCCCCCCCCCCCCCAUCCCCAGAAGUGUCCCUCACCUUCCCCGGCUCGCUGCAUCUGCGCCGCAGGGAGACUGAAGGGAAAGCCCUUGACAGGCUGGAAGAGUUUCGCCUGAGGCGAGACUCGGCUCCCAUAUAAAGCCGGGUGAAGGACAUUAACACACCGACCAGCGGGAACUGUGGCCGCAGCAGCCAUGGAGGUCCACACUACAUCCAGGAAACUUACUUUGCUCUCAUUCACCUUUCUGUGGGGGCUCUCAGGCAUUUGGGCCCAGAUCCAGAUGCCCCAACCCAGUAUGGAUGUGACCAAGGGCCAGAAGGUGGUGCUGAAGGCCUCGUACAGCGCAGCGCCAGGCAGUGACCCCAGCACCAACACCAUCCUCUGGAACUUUGUCUCUAACAGCACCCAGCUGAUCAUCUCCUACACCAAAGGCUCCAUGAGCGUGGGCAGCUCCCAGUUUAAGGGCCGCGUUGGUUUUAACGCCAACAUGCCCUCCAGCGACGUGUCGCUGUACAUCAACAACACGCAGGAGUCGGACUCAGGACGCUACCUCUGCCAGGUCAUCAUGCCUGAUAACCCUGGCCUCACUGCUGAGCUCAGUCUGGACGUGAAGGUCCCUCCUGCGGUGCCUAAGUGCUCUCUAUCAGGGAAGCCGGUGCUGAAGGGAAACGUGACUCUGAGCUGCUCAUCCAGCGCUGGGAAGCCCAUUCCUCUGUACAAGUGGAAGAAAACCAGUCCGACCUCGGAGGUCUUCUUCUCACCCAUGCUCAAUGAGAAGACGGGCACUCUGAAGCUGAACAACCUGAGCAGUAACAUGUCAGGGAAGUACGUGUGCACGGCCAGCAACUCGGCCGGAGCCGAGAGCUGCUUCAUCAACCUGGAGAUCGUCACCUCCACUAAUGUGGGGAUGAUUGUUGGCGCCACGGUGGGCUCAGUGGUUUGCUUCAUCUUCCUCCUCCUCAUCUGCCUCGUUUUCCUGAUGAAGAGGCGGCGAGACAACGAGGACGACAUGGCCAACGAAAUCAAGGAGGACGCUCAGGCUCCCAAGCACGUGUCCUGGGCUAAGGGUGGCCUGGGUUCAGAUACCAUCUCCAAGAAUGGCACCCUGUCCUCCAUCGCCUCCAGCCCCCACCAUAAAGAACCCUCCCACCACCACCACAACCACCACCACCUGCAGCAGUACCCGCAGCGCCCCCCUUCAGACACCGCCUCCAUCAUCACCGCCACGGGCAGCAUGGCCGGCUACCGCCCGUCCCGACACCAUGGAGCCUCCACCCCCACCCCCAGCCACUACAGCUACAACAACAACACCGCCCUGCCCCGUGGCCAGGCCGUCCCCCCCGAGGCCGGCACCGAUGGGAGCUCCCUGCCCAGACCGGAGCGCUACGCCCAGCUGCCCCAGGCCCAGCUGCUGCCCCACGCCGCCUACAGCCAGCCGCAGCCGCCGCUCCAGGCGGCUCCCUCCCCGCCACCGCUGCCCACCUCCACCGUCACAGCCUCCAACAUCACCCGCAUGGGAGGGGUGCCCAUCAUGGUGCCUGCACAGAACCAGGCCGGAUCGUUGGUCUAACUCCUGCUGCCUGCGAUGACAAAACAGUGCUUUUGACAAAAACGGUGGAACACUGGCCCUUUCCACUCUCUCUGGUUUUCAUUUUUAAAGGGAACACGUUAACUACUAUUUAGCAAAGAAUUACAGUAGAUGAAAAGGUCAAACUCAUGUUUUGACGCUUUGCUUUCGCGCUAAGAAGCUUGAUUGCUGCAGACUGUUUACUUGCUUUAAGUAUACUUACAUAAGUCUUUUAUAUUCUGUAUGCACUGUAUACAUUGCAAACUAUGUAUAGAUAUGAUUUUCAUACAUUUGUCCAGUAUCCUCUUUUGUACUUAAUUGUUGCAUUUCUAAUAUUUUAUUUGCUGUAUUUAGUUAUUUUCAAAUGUAGCUUUUUAAAUGUCAUGUUAUGUAUUGUUUCCUCCUGCCACCCUAGUUCCACAGAGUGAGCAGCGUAUGGAUCAUGUGCGUGCGUGUGUCACAGAUGAAUAUACAGAUGAAAUAAGAAGAGGGUUACGCAGGUCUGCGCUACUCCGUCCAUCAUCUUUACUCAAAAACUACCCAAAGGAGGAAUUAUCAAGACCAAAAUAGGUUUAAGCACAAAAUAUCAGUACUGUUCAGAGGAGAGAAUGUUGCUCAAAGUGAAGUUAGUGAGUACUGGGUGUAAUAUAUAAAGAUCUAUGUAUUAUUAAUGAAUCUUUUUUUUUUCAAGAUAACGUUAUAAAUAUGAUAAAGUUUGACAUUGCAAAGUAUCCUAAUCCCUUUUUUUGGGCUUUACUUCUGUCAGUGGUUCAGCUUAUAAAAUGCUCUUAGACUCAAUUCUUUAAACACAGAUUAGCAAAAGCUUCUUAUAAUAUUGAGCACUAUUCAGAACUGCAGUACGGUGACUUUGCUAGUGCACGAGUCCACACUUGUCCUAAUUUCAACUUGCCUGCAGAAUGGAAAUUGUAAAUAGGGUAUUUUUUUCUGAUACAUGUGCGACAUACAGCAUAGCGUAGUGUUGGCCACAGCCUGAAUGGAACAUAUAGGACAGGUCGUAUGUUUGCCUGCAACACUGGAGCCUGAACCAAAGAUAUACAGUAUGUAACGCUUCGUUAUUUCAACACGCUCUCUUUAUAUGUUGUAGUUUAUUUUCUAGUGCAGGUCAGUGGAAGAAGAAUCGGUUUAUAUCUAUAUAAAAGGGAGGGAUUUGUAUUCACAAAAGGCCCCCCCCCCAAAAAAAAAGUUGUAACAAAACCUACGUAUGCCCUUGGCGGAGUACAUCUGCAAAUUUAAAGCAAGCUACAGAAUAUUGUCAAAUAUACAGUAUGUUGGCUUAACAUUACUGAAACAAAUAAGCAUUGGAAUUUGGUUCAAAGGUUUCCAUUAAAAAACGGAAAUAUCUGUGCAUCUUUCAUCUUUUAUUUUUUUUUUUUAUUAUUUUUGGGGCAUUUUCGGCCUUUAUUUUGACAGGACAGCUGAAGACAUGAAAGGGGAGAGAGAGGGGGAAUGACAUGCAGCAAAGGAGUCGAAUUCUGGUCCGCUGUGACGAGGAGUAAACCUCUACCGACUGAGCUAUCCGGGCGCCCAACAGUGCAUCUUUUUAAUACACGAUAAUUCAUGUAUUACACUGCUCUAUUACACAGAUCUCUGUUCAGUCAGUAUGAAUAAGAACAGCUGUAGCUCAUGAUAGAUGUAUUAACAAUGUCAGCUUAGUUUUUAUAUUCAAACAUCUGUAUUGCAGAGUCAGAAUGUAUCCAGAUGGCCAAUGAUCUUAGCAUAUUUACACUGAAGGGUUCAAGAACGAACAUGAACUGUGGUAUCAAAUACAUGUUUUCCGAGUAUAUUUAAUCGUGGCUUUUUUCUUUCUUACUCUGGCCACUUUCAAGUCACACCAAUGCCUGUUGAAAUAUCAUUUUGAUUUGGAAAAGAAAAGAAAAACAGAUGUAUGUAUAACAAAAGUGAUCCUACAUGAUCAACAUCUAUCCUGCUGUAUGCUGUCGUUACACUGGAGCACAUUUUUGUGCACAGGAUGUCAAAAUAACAACACAGUUCUCAAAUGAAUCGUUUGGAACGUGACGAUGUUGAAGAGAAACCUAUUUUCCGGAUGAUUUCUGAACGUUGUUCUCUGUUUGACCCAGGCUGGACAGGAUAGUGGUAGUUGUGUCUCGAAGCGUUGGCAGUGUAGUUGAGGUUUGUAUUGUUUUUAAUACAUUGACGCAAAAACGGAAAGAGUUCACGUGGGAAGUUGUGAGGAAACGAUGUCGAUGGGACAGCUACAGGGUUUUAACUUGUGAAAGUGUAAAUUAUGGACAUUACAAUGUAUUCAAGACAAGCCUUUAUUUUUAUACAGUGAUGUAUAAGAGCUAGAGAAGUGCUCCGUGUCAGUGAGUUAUAAACCAUGAUGGAUUGUAUAACUGUGCUCAUGUAUGCAGUAGGCUUAAACUGUGGACAUUGAUGUGCAGUGUGAACUCAUCCUUCAUAUUUAUGUUCAUGGAAAAUGCUUUGUAUAAAAUUUACAAUUAAAAGACAAAUGAUCAGUUCA
This is a messenger RNA of Perca fluviatilis (European perch), 4268 nucleotides long. It is a transcript of the gene esama, whose product is annotated as endothelial cell adhesion molecule a. The transcript is spliced from 7 exons. Bases 392 to 1768 code for a protein of 458 amino acids. NCBI's taxonomy places the organism in Eukaryota, Metazoa, Chordata, Actinopteri, Perciformes, Percidae. Gene Ontology annotation, cellular component: adherens junction; plasma membrane. Gene Ontology annotation, biological process: homophilic cell-cell adhesion. The record is from RefSeq and is a predicted model, not a curated record. Gene Ontology annotation, molecular function: cell-cell adhesion mediator activity.